AUGGCUUCUUUCUCUGCUCCCACCUCCACCCCCACCACCAUUUCUACCUCCACUUUCUGCCCUUCAUUCCCUAAAACAUCCCAGCUUUCGUUGAUCAAGAAGAGAAACCAUCCUUAUAUCCCUAGGGUUUCAUGCAAAGCCACAAAUGAUGAUUCACAAAACCCUACCACUAGAAGAGAUGUACUUAUUGGUCUCGGUGGCCUAUAUGGUGCGACAAGUCUGAGUGAUCCAUUUGCCUUUGCUAAGCCAGUCUCUGCUCCUGAUAUCACUAAAUGUGGCAGAGCAGACUUGCCACCCGGUGCGAAUGAAACAAACUGUUGUCCUCCAGUACCAGCUACGGAGAUCCUAGACUUCAAGCCCCCUCCUUCAAAUGCACCAUUACGCGUUAGACCGGCAGCACAUUUAGCUGGUAAAGAUUAUAUAGCUAAAUAUACCAAAGCCAUUGAGCUCAUGAAAGCUCUCCCAGCUGAUGAUCCGCGUAACUUCAUGCAACAAGCCAAUGUUCAUUGUGCUUAUUGUAAUGGUGCUUACGAACAAGUUGGGUUUCCUGAUUUAGACCUUCAAGUUCACGGCACUUGGCUCUUCUAUCCUUUCCAUAGAUACUAUCUGUACUUCUAUGAGAAAAUCUUAGGCAAAUUGAUUGGUGAUCCAACUUUUGCUUUGCCUUUUUGGAACUGGGAUUCUCCUUCUGGCAUGAAAAUGCCAGCCAUGUAUGCUAAUCCUAAUUCACCACUAUAUGAUAAGUUCCGCAACAAGAAUCAUCAACCACCAACAUUGCUUGAUCUUGAUUGGGAUGGCACAGACACUUCUACUUCAAACCGACAGCAGAUAUCUAGCAACCUUACCGUAAUGUAUAGGCAAAUGGUGUCUAAUGGCAAGACUGGUAAGCUCUUUUUCGGUGGUGAAUACCGUGCUGGUGAUAAAGCAGAGUCUGAAUUUGGCCCGAUCGAGAAUGUUCCACAUACUCCAGUUCACAUGUGGACAGGUGACAACACUCAACCAAACUCUGAAGACAUGGGCAAUUUCUACUCAGCUGCCAGAGAUCCAAUCUUUUUUGCUCAUCACUCAAACGUUGACCGAAUGUGGUCAGUUUGGAAGACAUUAGGAGGCAGGCGAGCUGAUUUGACUGACCGUGAUUGGCUUGACACCUCAUUCUUUUUCUAUGAUGAAAAUGCCAAUCCUGUUCGUGUUAAGGUCAGAGAUUGCCUUGAUACAAGAAAGCUAGGAUAUGCUUUUCAAGAUGUUGAAAUUCCUUGGCUACAAUCUAGACCAACACCAAAAAGGUUAGCCAAGAAAGUGGCAACUAAAGUUUUUAGCCAAGGCAAGGAAGCACAAGCAGCUGAAACAAAAAAGAAUGCAUUGACACCAAUUACUGCUUUCCCUCUAGUUUUGGAUAAAGUGGUAAGUGUUCUGGUUGCAAGGCCAAAGAAAUCGAGAAGUAAAAAACAGAAAGAAGAAGAAGAGGAGCUUUUGGUAAUUGAAGGAAUUGAGUAUGACAAAAAUUUACCUUUGAAGUUUGAUGUGUAUAUUAAUGAUGAGGAUGAUUCACUUAGUGCACCAGACAAGACUGAGUUUGCAGGGAGUUUUGUUAAUCUUCCUCAUAAGCACAAACAUGGGAAGAAAACGAAAACAUCUUUGAGAUUGAGUCUUACAGAUCUGUUGGAGGAUUUGGAAGCUGAAGAUGAUGAUAGCGUGGUUGUGACUUUGGUGCCUAGGUAUGGUAAAGGUCUUGCAAAAAUUGGCGGUAUCAAGAUUGAGUUUGAACGUGAUUAA
Molecule: messenger RNA, 1773 nt
Organism: Dovyalis caffra
Lineage: Eukaryota; Viridiplantae; Streptophyta; Magnoliopsida; Malpighiales; Salicaceae
Source: the annotation of a GenBank genome assembly